Molecule: messenger RNA, 966 nt
Organism: Penicillium canariense
Lineage: Eukaryota; Fungi; Ascomycota; Eurotiomycetes; Eurotiales; Aspergillaceae
Exons: 1
Coding region: 1-966 (321 amino acids)
Source: RefSeq, a predicted model, not a curated record
AUGUUUCAGGGCCCGAUGAACAGCGACUCAGCGAGGGAGUAUGACUUCAAAUUCGAUCCGGUAAAGGAAAUGGAUCCGGUUUGGUUUCCAUACCGGCCUGCUACUCAUCCCUCCGUGAAUAAGCCUCCUAUUGGCUUCUCAGCCUCUAUCGCCCCGUUCAAGACGCACCUUCCAGGUACGUUGAGCUUGCUACCUCUUGAGCUUGUUUGGAAUAUUUUCGACGAAAUUCUGUAUGGGGGCGAAACCAACACUCUGCAGCACGAUGCAUUCCAUGCGAUUCAUAAUCUAUCCCAGGUGGAUCGGCUAGCAAACCAGACCGUUAACAACUACAUCGCACGCCGGGCCCCUCAGCACAUGCUGCGCCUCGGGGUUGGAGACAUCGAUACCCAUCCAUAUCAGGACGACGACCCUAAUUAUAUCGGGUAUGAAAAUAUCCAGCUCGACUACCCUAUACCGAUGCCAAUUACUGAUCUUCUCACGGGGGUCAUUCGCGACGACUGUCCCACCUGCUUUGCCUAUGUUUUGGACUACUUGGCAAUUGAUAUUGGCUAUUGCAACCAAGAGGGCUGGAGCUUUGUUGCUAUUGCUGUAGCCUAUGAGUCUAUCGAAAUCCUAAAAUACAUUCGUGCUAAUCCGAGCCCCUACCUGACUUUACCGAACCUGCUACUCGGUCCAGGCAAUUUCCAAUUCCCUCGACCCACGCCCCUUGAUCUCCUUGGGGUCAGCGGGAAUAGGAGGCUCCUUGAAAGAUUCCUGGACCUGGCGGAAGGACGACUCUCUAACUUAGACAUACCCACUCUCAUCAACGAUGCAUUUUACGCCCCAUCCCUCCUUCUGCUGUGCGCGUUUCUAAGCCCCAGUCAGGCUCGACGAUUGGAAGUGGAUGUCUGGAUCACUUCUUUCCACGAUGAGAUCAGUGAGUCCAUACCAUGGCACGGUGCGGCUGGAACGACCCAGUAUUUCUAG